AUGUCCACUGAAAUCCCCGACACUCAAUGGGCGCAAGUCGUCGAGAAAAUCGGCGGCCCACCCGUCUACAAGCAAAUCCCCGUCCCCAAGCCCGGUCCCGACGAAGUCCUCGUCAAGAUGAAGUACACCGGCGUCUGCCACACUGAUCUGCACGCGAUGAACGGCGACUGGCCCCUCCCAGUGAAGCAGCCCCUCGUCGGUGGCCACGAGGGCGCGGGUAUCGUGGUCGCAAAGGGCGCUCUCGCCCAGGGUAUCGAGAUCGGCGACCACGCAGGUAUCAAAUGGCUGAAUGGAUCAUGUCUCGCAUGCGAGUACUGCAAGACCUCCGAUGAGCCUCUGUGCCAGGAGGCUCAGCUAUCGGGUUACACCGUUGACGGCACUUUCCAGCAGUACGCGAUCGGUAAGGCGGCGCAUGUGUCGAAGAUUCCUAAGGAGGUGCCGCUCGAUGCUGUUGCGCCGAUUCUGUGCGCCGGUGUUACUGUCUACAAGGGCCUGAAGGAGUCUGGUGCGCGCCCUGGUCAGACUGUUGCGAUUGUUGGUGCUGGUGGUGGUCUUGGAUCUCUGGCGCAGCAGUAUGCUAAGGCUAUGGGCUUGCGUGUUAUCGCUAUUGACGGUGGAGAGGAGAAGAGAGCUAUGUGUGAGCAGCUGGGUGCGGAGGUCUAUAUUGACUUCACCAAGACCAGUGAUCUUGUCGCCGAUGUUAAGGCUGCUACUCCUGGCGGCUUGGGCGCUCAUGCCGUGCUUCUGCUUGCUGUCUCCGAGAAGCCUUUCCAGCAGGCUGUCGAAUACGCUCGCUCUCGCGGUACCAUUGUUGCCAUCGGCCUGCCCGCCAACGCAUUCCUCAAGGCCCCUGUUUUCGAUACCGUUGUCAGGAUGAUCAAUAUCAAGGGCAGCUAUGUCGGUAACCGCCAGGAUGGUGUUGAGGCCAUUGACUUCUUCGCGCGUGGCUUGAUCAAGGCUCCCUUCAAGACCGUUCCUCUGAAGGAGCUGCCUGAGGUGUUCAAGCUUAUGGAGGAAGGCAAGAUUGCUGGCCGCUACGUUCUCGAGAUUCCCGAGUAG
Penicillium paradoxum is the source of this 1059-nucleotide messenger RNA. Its product is annotated as zinc-dependent alcohol dehydrogenase. The transcript has 3 exons. Lineage: Eukaryota; Fungi; Ascomycota; Eurotiomycetes; Eurotiales; Aspergillaceae. Bases 1 to 1059 code for a protein of 352 amino acids. The record is from RefSeq and is a predicted model, not a curated record. Gene Ontology annotation, molecular function: zinc ion binding; oxidoreductase activity.